Messenger RNA from Dryobates pubescens (Downy woodpecker), 1703 nucleotides. RefSeq names its product coiled-coil domain containing 112 (gene CCDC112). Bases 23 to 1519 code for a protein of 498 amino acids. The transcript has 10 exons. Lineage: Eukaryota; Metazoa; Chordata; Aves; Piciformes; Picidae. The record is from RefSeq and is a predicted model, not a curated record.
CGCCACAGGGGCCGCCCCCAACAUGGCUGCGCUGGCCAUGGCUGUUGUAGCGGCGGCCGUCGGGCCGCAACAGAAUGACAGCUGUUCCAGUACUGCAGGUGCUGGUCGACACACUCACAACUGGAAGAUGAAAGCUGAACAAGAUAAGAAAGUUGAAUCCAUAAGAACUGCAGAAAAGCUAAGAUCUCAGCUUGCAAAUACUGAAAAAGGCAAAAAUGGACAUCUUUACAAAAGGAAGAGCAGUAUCAGGGCAGAAUGCAGCAUACUAGAGGAACUGGAACAUAGCAUGACUGUCAGUAGGGAAGCUGAAAAAGUUAAGAUCCUGCAGCAGCUCUCAAAAAUACGAAAUAAUGUGAAGAAACUUCAGCAACAAUUACAAGAUGCGAAGCCUAUAGCAGAAGCUGUUGACAACCUCAAGGAAAUGAUGGAAGAAGUUGAAAAUGCAAUCAAUGCUUUUAAAGAAGAACACAGGCAAAUAUAUGAACAGCUUUUGAAGGAGGAAAAAUCUACCAUUAAUGAGCUCAGUGUCUUUGAGAGAAAAAUGGAACUGUGGGCGUUAGGCAACUCAAGAACAGAAAAAGUUUUGAAAUUACCAUCAGCCAGGGUCUCAGUUGAUAAAACACAGGAGGAUCAUCUACUUGAAGAAGUAGUGGAAUUUGGAAGAUUUCUUCAGCGAACAGGAGGGCAGCAGGGAGGCUGGGAUGAUUAUGAUCAUCAAAUUUUUCUGAAAGUGUGGACAAAACACAAAGGGAAGCUAUCUUAUAUGGAUGAAGCCCUUGAGUAUCUCAGUGGAAAAACAAAAGAAGAUAUUGAACAGCAUGACAAAUGGUAUCAAGAAUUUCUAACUUUACACAAAAGAAAGAAAGAGUCAAUUAGGAAGUGGAGAGAAAAACAGCAGCAAAGAAAAGAUGGAAACUUUAGGGAAAAAGAGAAAUCCGAGAAAAUGUUCAAGGAACUAUGGCUGCAGCACAAAGACACAAAGAACCAAAAAGAAGAAGAAAGAAAAAGACAGACAGCAGUAACUGAAGCAUUGAACAAAAAGAAAGCAAUAGCAUUUGCAAUGGAACAAGAAUCACAGCUCAGACUAGAAGAAGAGAAGGAGAGAAACCAACAAAAAGAACGCCAGCGCCGUAUGAAAUUGCUGUUGGAAAGGUAUACAUUGCAGAAGAAGGAAAAGGAGAGACUUGAAAAGCUUGAAAAAGAGAAGGGAGAAGAUGAAAAGGAGAAAAUGAAGAUAACUGAUGCAGAAAAAAUUACCAAGUUUCAAGAGCGUGAUCUCCAUAAGCUGGAACUAAGGAUUCUACAGAAACAAGCCAAAGAAUUACAGAAACUGGAAAAGGAAAAAAGGCUGGCAAAGUCAAGAGAGAAGGACGAGAUUCAGGUAACCAGAGACCCUUCCAGGUUGUACAAACCUACCAAGGGCUGGGAGGAAUGCACAAAAGAGAGAGCACCAACAGCUUCAGAAUGGCUUUUACAAAUCCCUCAUAGAGCUAUUCCAGCCUGGAGACAAGGAUUAUAGAUGAGCAGAUGCCUGUCCCUGUGCAGGAUGAGGACUUCCUUGCCUGGGAAACAGACAGCAGUUCUCAAGAGCUGUCACAAAAGUUGCUUAGCACGAUGGCGUCUAUUACCCCUGUCUUUUUCGAGGGUCGGAUUUGAAACACUAUCUGUUAGGCUGGCGGGGUUUGCGUGACGGCAUGUAUUUC